Molecule: messenger RNA, 3990 nt
Organism: Paralichthys olivaceus (Japanese flounder)
Lineage: Eukaryota; Metazoa; Chordata; Actinopteri; Pleuronectiformes; Paralichthyidae
Gene: adm2a
Product: adrenomedullin 2a
Biological process (GO): positive regulation of heart rate; regulation of systemic arterial blood pressure; adenylate cyclase-activating G protein-coupled receptor signaling pathway
Cellular component (GO): extracellular region
Molecular function (GO): hormone activity
Source: RefSeq, a predicted model, not a curated record
CUUGAUCUUGACCAGCACGUUUGGAUUCAUGGUGAAAGAGACCAAACAAACCAACUCACAGGCAGAUCCCGACUUGUGAAAGCCUCAAAGGUUUCAAUCUACACGUGGAUACCUGAACCCAGCAAUCAAGUUUUUUUUUCUUUUGGAGAACUCUUAUAUUUAUUUCUUUUCCUUAUUUCACAUUAUUCACUUUUUAUUUUGUAUUAUUAUCGUCCCCCCCGACCCCCCCCCACCCCACUCCAAUCCGCGCCACUCCCGGGAUUUAAGCUUGGCCCCCUCCCCUCCAGAGCGGGUGUGCGUUUAAAGUUGGCCCAAGAUGCGGUGUCUUCUCCCGCUCACUGUGUAUUGCAUCAGCCUGGUUUCCCUCCAGCUGCAGGCUGCACCGGUGGAGGAGCGCUCCGACAGCAGCACCAGGUCGGACCUCUUCAGCAAACUCAUCGGUCAGACGGAGGAUAAAGCCUUGGCGUCGGGAAACCAGCCAAACACCGCCAUGCCCUCUUCAGCCCCCAGCCAAUCCCCAAAAUGGCUGCCUGGUUUCCUCAGAAGCCCACCGGCCUCAGGAGCGAGAACAGUCUCGCCAAGCCUGGGUUGGCUUUCUAAAGUUUUGCAGUUCAAGACGAGGGCACUGAGAGUUCGCCGCCAUGCCCACUCGGGUUCGCGAGGGGGUCACCACUACCCUCAUCAUGCCCAGCUGAAGAGAGUGGGUUGUGUCCUGGGAACCUGCCAAGUGCAGAACCUUAGCCACCGGCUCUAUCAGCUCAUUGGUCAGAGUGGCAGAGAAGACUCGUCCCCCAUUAAUCCCAGAAGCCCUCAUAGUUAUGGAUGAGUCAGACACCUCCAAACUCCCACAGCAAGUCUAUCUAUAUCUCCAUUUAUUUAUCUCUUAAUGUAUUACUGAUAGUCUUUUGCAUUUACGUUUGAUGUAGUCCUUAACUUAUGUGUAUCCAUCUCAAAAUGACAAUUAUACUUACAAAUGACUGAAUGUCAUGCCUCGCUACUUAUUGUGCUGAUUAAUGGAUUUGAAGAUUCAAAUUCAAGAUGCAACUGUCUGAAUCCUUUUCGAAACCCCUGAUUUGAGGUCCACCGCCAUCCUGAGAACAUUUGAAAGACACUGAAGUUUUUUUCGAUUCUCCCUCCUGAACGCUCAAGAGAAACCAAGAGGCCUCCGUUUGGUGUCUUAAUCCUGUUAAUGUAAGAAUGAAGGCUUGUCUUCAACACCAACCAGUGGCUCGGCCCUGUCUGCCAACUGACCUCCCCAGCGGUGGUUAUCCCGCAGCUCAUUGAUCAAACACUUAAGCCCUUAAUGUGGAUUUCAACCUGCACUCUGAGCUGGAGCCCUGUCAAAACCAAUGUAUUCCCAAAGACCUGGUAAUUUGACCCGAUGAACUCUUUUACCUCCUUGAUUUGCGCCCUCCUUUUUUGGUCAACUUAUUGCACUCAUUUCACCACUGCACAUAAUUUGAAGAGGAACACUGACAUCCCUGGAGCAGUCCACGAGCUUUCAGCUGAACUGGGAAUUCAUCGCUCAGCAAGACGUUGUGUUUCACAACCACGACUUUACAUUUGAAACCAGCCACAGCACUUCAGCUAGACCCAAGUUUAGAGCAUUCGGAGUCAGGUCUCAACCACAUAAAAUCCAUGUUGACAAUGAAAAAAGAAGAAGGUUCAGAAGCCACUGCUUUGGGAGGAAUGUCAGUUCCCAAAGGACCAGUUUCUUUGUUGCAUUAUAGUGGCUGGUUGGCUGACAUAGUAGUGAAGCCUGGAGCCAUGGAUCAGCACUCAGUCGUACCACUGCUGGCAUUUUCUCUGCCAGGGGCCAAGUCUGAAAUAUUAGCCCUUUCACGUGAGUCAUAAGUUCCCCCUCCAAGUCAGGACUUUGGGUUGACACAAGUUAUUAAACUUGGCUUAAUCACUUCAGUCAUAUAUACCGACACAGCUGGGGAGGGUGGGGCCCUGGGCCUCCACUAGUCUGCACACUCAACACUUACACAUAAAUAUAAAGAGUAAGGCAUAUGGCCCCCACACAUUUGUGCACAUGCAGCCUUAAAGGGUCAGUUCAAUUUGUUUUUUUUAGUGAGUGAGUUCUUAGUGUAGGUCAAAUAAAACCCAAACUAACUUUGUAUAGACACAUUUUCUAAUUAGGUUGAAGUAGCCCUUUAAAUGGUUACGUGCCCCCAAAAAAAGAAUCCACUUACUUUUUAUAAACAUACACUGAGCUGACUCUUUACAGCAAGGGACCAAUUAAGCAAAGUGGACUGAGGGAAUAUAGCAAUACUCUCAAGUACAUCCCAUGAAGUGUUCUUACAAGUUAGAACAUUUUUCUUCUUAUGCUUAAGUGUUCAGACGGAGGAUGUAAGCCCAUGAGAUUUUUUGCAGCAUCAUUCCCUAUGAAUUAAAAAACUAAAAUCUUAUAAUGAGUUUCUAAAUGCCAGACAAGAGGGAUUUUUUUUAGAACAUAUGACAAAAGGUCAAUUGUUUCUUAUGUUUCCUCUUGGCAAUACCUGACAGCACUUUGCACCAAUUUACAAAAUUUUGUUGGCAGCACCAGGCACCCUAAAAGUCCUACUGUUACAAUGUGGGUUUCUAAUGAGAGACCACGGUGACCAAAAUGUUAGGUGUAAGACAGCCUGAUUUCAAAUAACACACAAAAUAGCGUAGCACCAUCACAAAUACAUGCCCUGACAUUUCUGUUCUUUAAUUAUGUCCAUCUUUGAAACGGUGGACAGAUGAUGGACUAAGACUAAACGAGGUCGAGCUCUCCUCAUAAUGCAAGAAGUCAAAAAGUCAAACAACCCCCCCCCCCAAAAAAAAAUGCAACCAAAGCUAUAAAACCCACAUGGUUAUUCUGAGAAACAUUUAUAUUACAUAAUACUUACAUAUUCCAAACUUCUGUUCCAGGACUUAACUUUAUUGUAGUCUUAACUUAGACUAUUUCACAUUUCAGUAGAAAAAGCAGCGAAUGUAUGUGCACACUCACUUAGUUGUUUGAUCAUAGAAGCAUUUGAGCUUUUGUUAUAGCUUCACAUAUGUUUUGUAUUCUUAAGAUCAUUAGUUGAAACUCACCAAAUACCUGGCAAUACUUGACGUCAUAUAUUAAUGUGUUUUACAUCUUAAUCUAUGUUUCUUCUGAUUCUUGUUUUUCUUUGAUAUUUGCCCUAUUCUCCUUCAUCAACAGCUUCUUUAUAUUAAGCCUCUCAGCCCGCUCUGCCUCUCGUUCCCUCUUCUAUCUGUAAUCAUUGGAGCCUGGAGGUCACAGGGUAAUAAUCAUUGGUUCCUUAGUCCCUAAAUCUAAUCUCUUCAUAGGCUUGCUGAGGUGAAACAUGCCAUCCUCUUAGCUGUAAUGGAGCUAAUCAUUGUCUCGUGACAAAUCAUUAAAAAGGCUUUUUAAAUGCUGAAAAACCCUGGUGGAUAUCUCUUCUUUUCGAAAUUCACUGUUUCACAAGUAUGUGUUUGAGCUGAGUUAUGCAUCCUAUCAGGACACUUAUCUCCUGUGUUUGAUCUGUGCUCUGGACCAUUGUGCCACUAGCCUUUUUUUUCCACUGUACUUUUCUUACGUCGGGCAUUGCGUCAUGUCAAGUUGUGUGAACAAACUGUGCGUGACCGCUAAUACCUCCCCAAAUAAACAUACUCAGAUUUCAUAGCUCAGUUUUUCAAAGACGUACAGUAGGAAUGAGGUCAGUGUCGGCAUAUAAAAAAAAUGUUUCUGUUAGUGUUAGUGUACAAUAUAGGAAGACCUCAGUGGAUCUACUUUUUCCUUUUUUUUCCCUUUUGAAAUCCACAUAAUCUGCUUUGUUAGUCACAGGAAAGCACUUUAAUGCAACAAUGUGUUCAUCAAUAGUUUCUCACAGCUUGAAUUUCAUUCAUUGUAAUGAACAUGUGAAAGUUGGUUCCUAUUGUAAAUGUUGCAUUUGAGAUGUGUUUGAAUAUGUCAGUGCACUUAAUGUGUCAUCACGGUGACUGUGAAGGGUGACUGUCAUGUGCCCCUGUGAA